This is a messenger RNA of Phanerochaete carnosa HHB-10118-sp, 1033 nucleotides long. RefSeq lists its product as uncharacterized. The transcript has a single exon. NCBI's taxonomy places the organism in Eukaryota, Fungi, Basidiomycota, Agaricomycetes, Polyporales, Phanerochaetaceae. The record is from RefSeq and is a predicted model, not a curated record. The annotation marks the transcript as partial.
AACAUCAACGCUCACAGACAUCAAGACGACAGCGAAAUUCUCGUAUCCGUUGACGCUAUCCUCCCCGGUAAUGGUCUUCUACCGACCAUACUCGGCGCCUUUCGACAGCAAGAUCCGCACAAGCCAGACGAUGUCAUUGACUUUGUGCUAAAAUUAAUCGCUCAUCGUGUCGCAGCCACAGCUGAGGACGUCGUUAACACAUACGGUCACCUGCCCCUGGAUCUGUUAUCCAACCAAGACUGGACUGAGCUAUCGUCUCUUGUCGUCAACACCAUCACCACCCAUCAUCUCGAGGUCUCUCCGUCCACUGAAGCGCCGACUUGGCUCGUCAAAGCGCUCGCGCUCGUCUUGUCUCCAAGCGGCCACGAGCUCCCUCCGCGUCGCCACGCCACUGUUUACCGGUGCGUCCUAGAGGAACACGAUCCAAAUCACGCCAUACUACAGAACGUGGUUUCGCCCGCGGUCACCCGAUCAGGUGCCGACAUCACGACCACCAUGGAGCUCAUUUUCACCCUCAUCGGUCUCGCCCUUUCGAACCGUGGCCACCCCAUUCCAGCUGCUCACGAGCCCAAACUCCUAGACCUCGACGUUCUGCAGGACCGAACAACCUAUCAGCCUCUGUCGAACAUCAUGGAGGCGGCGAUGAAGGCGUUAAAGCAGCACGAUAAAAUACGGACUGCCCGCCGUGCGCAGGAGCUCACUUUUAUCAACAAUCUGCCCUACGGUUCUGCUCCUACGACCGAGGAUAUCUCCGUUGCAAAUGCCAUCCUCAUCCUGUUCUCCGGAUCGUCUCGAGCUGUACCACGGGACGUGAGGGAUUUCAUGUGCGGCUAUGAAAUCGGCAGCCGACCUCUCUCUGUGAUCUUGGACGCUCUAUCUACUGCCAUGCUCGCUCCCAAUAACACCGAGAAUGGAUCAGCAGCACUCUCCGCGGCAUUCGGGCACCCUUCGUACAGAGUACGCGCAGUGCUCCGCUUCCUCUCGUUGUACUUCAAGCCGGGCGGCCUGAGCCUACCCCUCGAAUCCAUGCCAA